Molecule: messenger RNA, 1524 nt
Organism: Salarias fasciatus (jewelled blenny)
Lineage: Eukaryota; Metazoa; Chordata; Actinopteri; Blenniiformes; Blenniidae
Gene: srek1ip1
Product: SREK1-interacting protein 1
Exons: 5
Coding region: 111-635 (174 amino acids)
Molecular function (GO): zinc ion binding; nucleic acid binding
Source: RefSeq, a predicted model, not a curated record
GUUUCCGGACGACCUUAUUUGCCGUGCGGACUGUGUGAAUGUAGGUUUGAAUUGUGCAUAAACUACAAGUUUUCUACCUUUUUUUUCGAUACUUUCACCUGAAACGAGCAAUGGCGGUGCCGGGUCCCAAUAAGGACAAUAUCAGAGCGGGAUGCAAGAAAUGUGGAUAUCCGGGCCAUUUAACGUUCGAGUGCCGAAAUUUUGUCCGGGUGGAUCCUCAGAAAGACAUCGUUCUGGACGUUAGCAGCACCAGCAGUGAGGACAGUGAAGAUGACGUACCUACUGCUCAACGCAGUGAGAAGCUGGGGCAUGGUGGCCAACAUCGUUCCAAUAAUGACAAGGAUGAUGAAAGGAAAAAGAGACAAAAAAGAAAGAAGAGCAAAGACCCAAAGUCAAGAAAAAGAUCUGAUUCAUCAAGUGAUGAAGCAACUUCCAAAAAGAGAAAGAAACGCAGCAGGUCAUCUUCAUCAUCUGACAGAGAAGAGAGGAGGAAGAAAAAGAAGCUGAAAAGCCAUAAGAAGAAGAGCAAAAAAACAAAAAAGGAGCACGGCAAGCACCACAAAAAGAGACAAAAGAAAAGGAAACAGGAAUCAUCGUCCUCUUCUAGCUCCAGUGAAUCUUCAGAAAGUGAUUAAAAUCAGCUGUGCAGCUUUUUAAAAGUGUUUGCAUGAUAUUUUACAACCGAAGCAGCUCAUCUGGUUUCACGAGUGUCCUUCCCUAAAGAAAGGCUUAUUAGAUUUAUUAGUUACACCAAAAUGCAUGUGAGACAGAAGUGGUUUUAUGAUGACACCAAUAGGGCACAUUUAAACAAGUGGCAGAAAUCUGACUGUUGACUGUUAAAGUUGUCCUUCAUCUGAGCUUUGUUGGUUGUUUUUUUUUUUGUUUGUUUUUUUUGAAGAGUUUUUUUGUUUUGUUUUUUUUUCCCCUCAGGGCCUCAUGUUGACUUAAAUUUUGUAUGUUUGGUCCAUAAUGAGUAGUCUUGACGGAGUGCUGUGUUACAACUCCCCCCAUCAGUUAUAGAUAGUUUAUUGAUAAACAGCUUUUAGUUCAUCAAACAAAUUGUUGUGUUAAGUUUUUUUUUUUUUUUUGGAUGCAGACUUAUUGGAUAUCUUCUAUGAAAUAUUGUGAGCAGUUACUCUGCCAGCAUCAAAUGUAAAAAGUGAAAUGUCACAACAUUUGUACUUAAGCCUGACUUAUUUUCUUUUUUCCAAAGGAAGUCCUAUUCAUUGUCAACACUACGUUUGCAUUAGUUUGACUUCAAAAAGUGUUUUUGUCAUGCCCAAUACUCUUGCUUAGGUGACUUUGUAAAGCAGAAAAAGUGAAGAUUUCAUUUGGUUGUACCUAAAGCAGUUGCCAGUUAAUAAUUUUCUUUCCACAUUUUGAGCUUCGUUUAAAGUAAUCAUUCCAGAAACAUGUAUGAUUUUAAAUUCUGUAACAUUUUCUGAGCUGAUCCUCACUGUAUAUGUUUGUUGUUUCAUCUUAACAUGUAUGGUUCUUUGUCUGAAGAAUAAAUCUAUAUUUUUA